Fonsecaea multimorphosa CBS 102226 is the source of this 1059-nucleotide messenger RNA. RefSeq lists its product as uncharacterized. The record is from RefSeq and is a predicted model, not a curated record. The transcript is spliced from 2 exons. NCBI's taxonomy places the organism in Eukaryota, Fungi, Ascomycota, Eurotiomycetes, Chaetothyriales, Herpotrichiellaceae. The coding region runs from base 1 to 1059 and encodes 352 amino acids.
AUGAGCGUACCGGCGCACGGCGGUAGUGACGAGAUCACUCCUCCUUCGAGCUUCCACGGUCCUCCUCUCACCCCUCCUCCUACAGACGAGAAGACGGCGUGUGACAAAAGCUACAUUCUUCGACAAAUCGCAGAACACAAGUCUAGUUAUCGGGGCCAGGCAAUAUACAAGGUCGACAAGACAGUGUGGACUGCGGUGAGUUCAGACCUGCUGCACGAUGAUAAGCUACGGUAUGCCAGAUCCGUUCACCAGGUCAACGGUGUUGUCACGCUGAUGUCGAAGCACAGGUUUGAUUAUUUUCCUUCGAUCGAGAGGCUCGUCUUACGUGUGCCUGAGAUAGAGCAUGAGCAUUUCUCACGCAGCCUUUCUUCACGUAUCACCGAGCAUCUACGUACAUUCUCGCACGGGUCUGGGUCGGCUGCGGAAUUUGCAAAGGAUAUUCUAGAUGUGGGAUCUGUAACAAUAACAUCUCGGGACCCAGAAUAUGGGACCCACUGUCCAGACGGGGCCUUCCAGCAUUCUAAGUCGCCAGAUCCGAAUGUCGUUAUUGAGGUGGCUUAUUCACAGAAUAGAAAGGAUCUGAGAACCCUCGCAGACGAAUAUAUUCUCGGUUCCGAUCUCAAGAUCGGUGUUCUCAUUGGAGUGGAUCUCGACUACCGCAGGAGCAAACGGGCUACUUUCUCUAUCUGGCGGGCUAGAUUACGGGGUCCAGACGAUGACAAAGCUUGGGUUGCCGAAGCUGUAGUAGCGAACCAGAUAUUCCGACACGAUGAUGGUACGCCAAAUAUUGACCAAAAUGCCGGUUUACAUCUUUGCCUGGAAGACUUUGCAGACCAGGAAACGUGCCGACAGUUCAAUGACAUAGACAGAGACAUCUUCGUGUCUUGCGAGGAGCUGUACCAGUUCCUUGAAAGAGGGGAAGCCGUUGCGAAGAUCACCAAAUCAAAAAAGCCGGAACCAAGCCCACCGCUGAAGAAGCGUCGUCGAGCACCGACACCUGAGGAGCAACUUGAAGACAGUGACGAGAAGGCUUACGUUGAGGACGAAGAACGUGUCUAG